Messenger RNA from Aedes albopictus (Asian tiger mosquito), 6618 nucleotides. RefSeq lists its product as uncharacterized. NCBI's taxonomy places the organism in Eukaryota, Metazoa, Arthropoda, Insecta, Diptera, Culicidae. Gene Ontology annotation, biological process: DNA integration. The transcript has 6 exons. Bases 1 to 6618 code for a protein of 2205 amino acids. The record is from RefSeq and is a predicted model, not a curated record. Gene Ontology annotation, molecular function: nucleic acid binding.
AUGGCUUCCUCACCCUCCAAGACCGAGCAAUGUUUGUUCUGCUCGAUGUCGGAGUCGAUGUCUGAGGACGUAAACUGGGUCCAAUGUGGGAAGUGUCAACACUGGGCACAUUUUUCUUGCGCUGGUGUUGAUCAAGGGGUUGUCAACAGUGAUUGGCGGUGCCCACAGUGUCUCCCAAGUAGUGCGCAGCAGCUGAAAGUUCCGGAUGCAGCGGCCAAGAAGCGGAGCAAGAAGUCCGGCCAAAGAAGCGAUGGAGGGUCCGAACUGGGAGCUGGCUCUGAUGUGGAUCCGAUUGAGAAGCAGUUGGAAGAGGAGCAACUCGCCAAGGAGAAGGCCUUUGCAAAGCAGAUGGCGGCGCGGAAGAAGCUACUUGCUAGGCAGAAGGCGUGGAAGGAAGAGCAGCAGAGGCAAGAACAGGAGAUGCGUGAGCUGGAACUCCAGGUUCAACGCGAAAUGGAGGAGCAGCAGUUGGAGCACGAACAGAAGUUACUGGACGCCCAACUGGCAGCAGAGCAAGCGUUUGUGAAGAAGCGGGAAGCGAUUCGGAGGCAGUUUACGAGCAGCGUCAACCGAGUCAACGCGCUGAAAGACCAAGAAAGCGCUGUUGGCGAAGCUUCGGAGGACCAUCCGAAGAAGAGAGUGAAGGAGUGGCUGAAGGAUCAGUCAGUGGCAGUCGACAAGCCGUCGACCGCGGAUUUUCGGGGAGCGUACCCGAAAGGAGACGAACCAUUUGGAACGGGAUGCUCGAAGCAAGUUGGCAAGCCAAAGCCAAUGUCGAAAGUGCCGGUGAUCACAGAAUUUGAAGAUGGCUCAAGUGAGGACAGCGACAGUGAUGGCGACAGCAGCAGCGACGAGUCGUUCAAAGACCUAGACGAUCGAGCGGAAAGCAGCCGGCAUAGCAGUCUGCGGAGAAGCAGAGGUGCUGAAGGGCCAGGGCCAAGCGUUGGUCGGAUCUCCAGGGAGCAACUAGCUGCUCGAAAAGCAGUGUCGCAACACCUUCCAAAGUUUCGGGGAGAAGCAGAAGUCUGGCCGCUGUUCAUUAGCAGCUUCGAAUACACGACGGCGGCAUGCGGAUUUUCGAAUCUGGAGAACCUGAAGCGGCUACAGGACUGCUUGCAAGGCGACGCACUGGAGGCUGUGAGAAGCAGGCUGGUUCUACCAGACUCAGUUCCGGACGUGAUUGCAGAUUUACGGAACUUGUUCGGCAAGCCGGAGAAGCUGUUGAAGACGCUGCUGACGAAGGUGAGAAACGCUCCAGCGCCGAGAGCCGAUCGGCUGGAAACCUUCAUAAGUUUCGGCAUCACCGUAAAGCAAUUGUGCGAUCAUCUCGAGGCGGCACAGCUCAACGACCACCUCAACAACCCCAUGCUAGUGCAGGAGCUGGUCGACAAAUUGCCGCCGAGCUACAAGCUGGAUUGGGUCCGGUAUAAGCGCGGCAGAGUGGACAGUCCGCUGAGGAUGUUCACUCGAUUCACAACCGACAUCGUUUCCGACGUCUCCGAGGUGACGGAGUUCUCAACGCUGUCAGUGAAUGAGCGAGCGCGGCCUGGGAGAGAGAAUCCGAGGAGAAAGGAGUUUGUACAUGUGCACGAAUCCGAGCGGAAGCAGAGCGAAGGUUCUCGCAGCGAGAUGGCCAGCCGGCCAUGUUGGAUAUGCAAGCGAACGGAUCAUCUCAUCCGUAACUGCAAUGAGUUCAGACGAAUGAACGUCGUGGAGCGGCUACGCGAAGUCGAGAGGCAGAAACUUUGUGGAAUCUGCCUGAACAAGCACAGUGGAGGUCGGUGUUCGUCGAAGAUCCGGUGUAUGAUGGGGAAUUGCCGGGGCGGUCAUCAUCCUCUGCUGCACCGAGUGGAAGAAUCAGUGCAGCUGCAAAAAGCGAAGUCGGACUGCACGGUUAUCUUCCGAAUGAUGUCAGUGACGCUCUACGUCGGCAAGCGACAGUACGAUACCGUCGCGUUUCUGGACGAAGGUUCGUCGGCGACGCUGGUGGAUGAUGCAGUGGCAAAACGGCUGAAGGCAGAAGGAACACUCGAGCCGCUGAUAGUCACGUGGACCGGCAAUAUCAACCGGUUUGAGAACGAGUCUCGGACCGUAGAGAUUUCCAUGUCGGCGAAGGGCUCGAAGGAAAAGUAUCCGCUGUUCAAUACGCGAACGGUAUCAGAGUUGCAGCUGCCCAAACAGAACAUUCGGUACGCAGAGGUGGUCAAGCGAUACUCACAUCUCGCGGGAGUGCCGGCAAAGGACUUUCCCUCAGGUGUGCCUACGAUCCUCAUCGGACUGGAUAAUCUGCAUCUGUUCGCGCCGCUGGAGUCACGGGUUGGAAAGCCGAAUGAGCCGAUCGCCGUUCGGUCUAAGAUGGGCUGGACGAUUUACGGUUCCGAAAAGCGGAGACCGAUGGUGCAGACGUACCUGAAUCUUCACUCCGUCGCACCAGUGAGCAAUCAGGAGCUCCAUGACAUGAUGCGGGAGCAAUACGUGUUGGAAGAAGCGCCGAAUACAUCGUUCGCCGUACCAGAGCCAUCGGAAGAGAAGCGGGCUCGGCAGAUAUUCGAGUCGACGACGAAUUACCCUAUGGCCCACCGAAGGAUGACGGCACUUGAUCGGAAGUUGGAGCGAAGCCCAGCGCUGAAGGAGAACGUGUGUCGGCAGAUAGAGGAAUACCAGUCGAAGGGAUACGCUCACAAAGCAACUGAUGUGGAGCUGGCGGAAACACCACAGGGAACUGCGUGGUAUCUGCCGCUGAACGUCGUGGUGAACCCAAGGAAACCGGGCAAAGUCCGCUUGGUUUGGGACGCUGCUGCGUCGGUGAACGGGAUCUCCUUGAAUUCCGAGCUGCUUAAAGGUCCGGAUAUGUUGGUUCCGCUGCCACGAGUGAUCUGCCAUUUCCGAGAACGUCCGAUCGCCUUCGGUGGUGACAUCCAGGAAAUGUACCACCAAAUUCGCAUCAGAUCGGAGGACAAGCAGGCGCAGCGGUUUCUCUUCAGGGCGAACAGUGACGAAGCUCCGCAGGUAUACGUUAUGGACGUAGCGACUUUCGGCUCAACGUGUUCACCCAGUUCAGCACAGUACGUGAAGAAUCUGAACGCCGAGCAGUAUUCGGAACAGUAUCCGGAAGCGGCCGUAGCGAUAGUCAAGCGUCACUACGUCGACGACUAUUACGAUAGCGUGGACACUGUGGAAGAAGCGAUCCAGCGAGCUAGUGAGGUGAAAUAUGUUCACUCCCGCGGUGGCUUUCACAUCAGGAACUGGGUUUCGAAUUCAGAUGCGGUCCUGGAGGAACUCGGGGAGCGAAGCAGGGAAACAGCAGUUCAUUUUAGCCUGGACAAGAGCACGGAGUACGAACGGGUGCUGGGAAUCGUAUGGGAUACGGUCGAAGACACUUUCUGCUUUGCCACCGCGUCGAAACCAGAGUAUUCAACCGUCCUUCGAGGAGGAGUACGCCCGACCAAACGAAUCGUGCUCAGUAUCGUGAUGGCGCAGUUCGACCCUAUGGGAUUCCUGGGGCCAGUAACAAUACUAGGAAAGAUGCUGAUCCAAGAUCUUUGGCGGACAGGCUGUCAGUGGGACGACGUGGUCGACGAUGCGGCGUUCAACAAAUGGAAACGGUGGACGAACAUUCUGGCCGAAGUUCGAGCAUUCAAGCUUCCACGGAGCUACUUUGGCAGUGCACGGUCGGAAGAGAUCCAGGACGUGCAGCUGCAUAUAUUUGCGGAUGCGAGCGAGACGGCGUACGGAUGCGUGGCGUAUUUCCGAGCCAUGGUACGAGGAGAAGUGAUGUGCGCGCUAGUGACCAGUCGUGCAAAGGUGGCGUCGUUGAAGCAGCUGUCGAUUCCGCGACUGGAACUUCUGGCAGCGGUGCUUGCUGCACGGAUGUCGCAAACGGUGCGUGAAAACCACAAUUUCGUCAUCACCAAGGUGGCGUUCUGGGUGGAUGCAGAGGUCGUGCUUUCCUGGAUUCGAUCUGAUCAGCGUCGGUAUAAGCAGUUCGUCGGUUUCCGCAUCGGAGAGAUCCUGAGCCUGACGAGGCUGGCAGACUGGCGAUGGGUGCCCACGAAGCUGAACGUAGCUGAUCAGCUGACAAAGUGGGGCAAGGAUCCGAAUACAAAGCCAAGCAGCGCUUGGGUGAGAGGACAGCAGUUUCUGUACGAGAGCGAGGAAGAUUGGCCGAGGAAGAGUAUGCCACCGGCGAACACGACGGAGGAGUUACGCGUGCACCUACUGCUGCACGAUGUGAAGGUUCCAGCGGUUCUCGUGGACGCGAGCCGCUUUUCGAAGUGGACGGUUCUGGUACGAACAGUGGCCUGCGUGUAUCGAUUCGUGUCGAACUGCAGGCGAAGGAAGGAAAGGCUGCCGGCUGAAACGCUACGAGCAACGAGCGGCCAGUUGAAGGUGCGGAUGGCAUCCACAGGAGCGUCAGUUCGCAUACCACUGAAACAAGAGGAGUAUGAGAAGGCGGAGCGGUGUCUUUUAAAAGUAGCGCAGUCGGAGAGCUUCAUCGACGAGCUGAAAGUGCUGUGGAAGAACAAAGACCGAUCGGUGGACCGAUGGAUAGCGAUCGAGAGGUCCAGUCCGCUGUACAAGCUGACUCCGAUGAUCGAUGAGGAUGGAUUGAUUCGGAUCGAAGGUCGAACCGAGAGGGCGGAAUUUCUACCGUUCGACCUACGAUUUCCGCUGAUCGUUCAGCAUUACCACGAGCGGAGUGGCCAUGGAUACCGUCAGGCGGUGAAGAACGAAUUGCGGCAGCUGUUCUACAUUCUCCACGUCGAUGCUGUAGUCCGGAAAGUGGCAGCUUCUUGUGUAUGGUGCAAGGUGAAUCGUUGUCGGCCUGACACUCCAAGAAUGGCGGCACUGCCAGUGCAGCGACUGACGCCGAAUCUACGGCCGUUCAGCUACGUCGGAGUCGAUUACCUGGGGCCGUUCGACGUGACCAUAGGACGCAGAACGGAGAAGAGGUGGAUCGCGCUGUUCACCUGCAUGGUAACACGCGCGGUGCAUUUGGAGGUGGCACAUGGACUGACGACACAGUCGUGUUUGAUGGCGAUACACCGUUUCAUCGGCCGUCGUGGCUGGCCGGUCGAGUUUUUCUCGGACAACGGGACGAAUCUCCGAGGAGCCAGCAAGGAAGUAGUGGAGUCUGUGCAGGGUAUCAGCGAUGACUGUGCAGACCAACUGACGAACGCGAGGACGAAAUGGACGUUCAACCCCCCGGCCGCACCGCACAUGGGUGGCGUUUGGGAGCGAUUGGUACGUUCGGCGAAGGAAGCGCUCACCGCGCUCGAUGACGGAAGGCGAUUGACGGACGAGAUCCUGCAGACGGCAAUUGUGGAAGCGGAGGACAUUAUCAACUCCCGUCCACUGACAUACGUGUCGCAGGAGUCCGUAGAAGUAGAAGCACUCACUCCAAACCAUUUUCUGAGGGGUGCAUCUCCGAACCAACCGUGUGUGACGCGGUUACCUCCCCAACCAGCCAAGGCCCUUCGGGACGCGUUCCAGCGUUCGCAGCAGUUAGCCAGCGUGAUUUGGGAACGGUGGAUUAAGGAGUACGUGCCGUCAUUGAAUCAGAGGACGAAAUGGUUCGGCGAAUCGAAGCCAUUGCGAGUUGGAGAGGUAGUGUACGUGGUCGAGGGUGCUAACCGGAAGUGCUGGGUCGGUGGAGUAGUUGAAGAGGUCAUCGCGUCCGGCGACGGAAGAAUCCGUCAAGCGUGGGUGCGUACCAGCACUGGAAGGCACAACGUGCACAAGGAUAUCAAGGACCUCGUUGCAAGGAUCCAAGGUAGCCUUGGGUCAGCCAUCAAAGACUGGAGAAGGCUGAUACAGAGAGCGGAAGCUGCUGAAUCCGAGUUGGCGGCGACUAAGAACGCCCUGGCAGCAGCGGUCCUACAACAGGCGAAAACCGGAACAGCCCCCGGUAGAGGUACCAAGACGAAAGGAAAGCCAUUGGGGAUGGAUAGCACACCAGCAUUCACCCCAAAGAGAACCAGAUCAUCACCUGGAGAUGAAAGGCUCGCAGCACCCAAAAAACAAAAGAAUGCGGAUGCAAGACCGACGAACGAAGUGAUUAGCGGCGGAAAGGGUGAUUCCCCCUGGCGCGAAGUCCGGAACAGGAAGGACAGAAACAAAAAGGAUAGCGCUAAAACGCAAAAACCUAUCAGGAGGAGGAAGAAAGGUGAAGCGGUCAUCGUAAAAACCAGCGAAGACACGUACGCCGACGUCUUGCGGGCCAUGAGAACGGAUCCGCAACUCAAGGAGUUUGGUGAUGACGUCCAGAAGAUCAGACGAACCCAAGCAGGAGACAUGAUCUUCGAGUUGAAAAGAGACUCGAAAAACAGAAGCUCAGCGUAUAAAGAGCUUACAGAGAGAGUAAUGGGCGAAAAGGUGCACGUGAAAGCCAUGUGUCCCGAAGCGACGCUCCAAUGCAAGGAUUUGGACGAGAUCACCACCGAGGAGGAAGUGCGACUCGCCAUGAGGGAUCAAUGUAACUUGGAAGGCGUGGAAAUGACGGUACGCUUGAGAAGAGGACCGUUUGGAACGCAGGCAGCGUCGAUAAAGCUUCCAGUAGACGCAGCCAACAAAGCGAUGACAAUCGGCAAAAUCAAAGUCGUUUACAGUUCAGUAUAA